CCCCUCCUCGGCCCCGUGCCGCCUCGCCACGCCAGAAACCCUAGGAGGGGCAAAUCGCCGCGGCGCGGGGGCGGGCGUCGUCGUCGGGCGCACCGGAAGGUCGCCGCAGUCGAACCCCGAGAGGAAGUGCACCUCCAAGAUCUAGCCCUUCAACCACAGAGUGGAGGUCGACCCAAGUUCUUCCAUCGACGGGGCGCGGGGGUCGGGUGUCGUGGGGCGCCGGAGUCGAACCCGAUCGAGCCUUCAAGCACCGGGUGGAGGUUGACGACAAGUUCUUCGAUCGCUCGUGCGCGGGGGUCGGGUGUCGCGGGGCGCCGGUCUCGAGACCGAUUGAGCCCUUCAAGCACCUGGUGGAGGUCGACCACAAGUGCUUCGACAAGUCCCGGAAGAAGCUUGACGACCGCGAGAUUCUACAUCUGCAACGCCAGCGACCUCUGCUUCGAAUCUAUACAGUUUGACAACUCUGAUCCACCAUUACCUUGCUUAAUUUUUUGCCCCUGCUAAUCCCUGUUACUUCUGGUGCACCUGCAAUCGGCGAGGUAGGAUCGACGAUAGAUGUGUUGGUUCGUACCUAUCGGGGUUCGUCGCUAGAUUCAGAUUUCACAUGUAUCUAUACUUCUUGAGGAUUUCUUUCUGUUCUUGUGAUCGUAGAUUGGAUGUGGGGCUGUCUUCAGGUUAUCCUAUUUUGCGAGUUUGUGGUUUGUGAGUAGGAAAUUGGCAUGUGCCGACACCUGAGAGAGCGUGGAGGUAGCACUACUUUUGGUAGAAAUAAGUUGUAUGGGCUUUCUCGUGCUUACAGGCUUUGAAUUGCGCUGCGUUUGUUGUUUGGGAACUGGUAUGUGCUGGAACAUGAGAGGUUGUGGACAUAUCACUUAGUUAGUUUUUUGGUACAAAAGAGCUUCAUUGGUUUUGCCACGCAUGGGUGGUUGUGACUUGUGCAAGUUUGUAUUUGUUGUUUGGUAAUUGGGCUGUGUUUGCUCUGAUAGUAGUUUUGGAGUUGUGGACGUAGAUACUUCUUUUUGGUACAGAUUGGUCGCAUGCAUUUUGCCACGCUUGUGUGAUUCUGACUUGCACAAGUUGGCAACUGUUGUUCGAAGAUUAGGAUGUGUUUACUCUUACUGUAGUUUGGAGUCGGUGAAGUAGUGCUAAAGUUAGUUACACAUUACUUGCAUGGAAUUUUCCUGCUCUGCUGUGGCUGUGACUCGCGCAAGUUUGUAUUUGUGGUUUGGAAAUUGUGGUGUUGCUCUGAUCGUAGUUUUGGAGUCGUGGACUAAGUGCUUCAUUUUUGGUAGAAGUUAGUUGCAUGGGUUUUACCACACAGAUGUGGCUGUGAGUUACUCAAGUUUCUAUUCGUAGUCAGAAAUUGGCAUGUCUUGCCCUGGUGUAGUUUUGGAAAACUGGGUGUAGCGCAUAGUUUUGGUGAAAAUUAGUUGUGCAUGUGUUUGCCCUGCCAGUGUGAUUCACUUGUGUCAUGUUUUAUAUGCUGGUGUUGUUGCAUGGGUGUAGGGGUGCCAUCCAUUGCUUCAAAGUUCAUUAGCAGCAUUUAUUAACAACUUAGUCACUCUAAUAUUCGAGCUCAAAUGACUCCUGGGUAAGCAUAUUCAUCCACGCUUUGUCCAAUCCAUGGUAUAGCUUGCAUUAACAAACACAAUAUUGCCAAACUGGCUUAUGGUUUACUUACUUCAUUAGCAAGUACUAAUGGUGGUAUAUGAUGGGAAAAGAUAUGUUGGAUGUACUUGAACUAGAAUUAAGGUAGGUGUAAAAUGACCACACUAGCCUGCAUAAUGUUACAGUUAGCUAAUUUAUUAUUGUUUCACUGUGUAAUGAACUUUCUUGGCAAACCAUUCAUUAAUUUACCCGUCCUGGGAUUUAAGCGAUUGGGUAGAAAUGAACUCAACUCUGUAGAAUGAGUAACGAAAUCCACACUGGUUCUUUGGGGAUGGUAACUCACUAAAUUAGGUAGGCGUAUACCCAAAAAAAAUUAGGUAGGCAUAUUAUAGGAAAUGCAUCAUUUUUUCUCCUAAAAAUUAAGUUAUCUUUUAGCGAAUUAAUGUAAGACUAUAUAUAAAAUUUAACACUCUCUCUUUGUAAGAUGUGGUGCCAUUCUACUUGGUUAGUAACCAUUUAGAUUCCUUGUUGCGUCCAGGAGCAGUGUAGAGUCAGGAGUGGAGUGAUUCUGAGCGGCCACUGAAUCUGGGCCAAUAGUGAGGUCCUCCCCCCCAUUUCAGCCUCGCAAAUGAAGAUUAUGCAGUUUGCUUUCCGGAGGAUACGUUCCCUACUUUCAUCUGAUGCAAAGUGUCUUAAGCCGUGUUUGUCUCGUCACUCUUCUACCUUUGAAAAUUUUGAUACUUAUCCAGUGAGUAAUGCAAUUUGGCAUUCUAGGGAGGUCGACAUGAAGGAUCUUGGAGAUCCUGUCAAUUUCUUUGGCAGGAACCGAAUGUUUGAUUCAAUAUUAUACAACAAGCUUGUAGGCAGACCUAAAAGCAAGGACGGAAGGAAGAUCAAUCCUUAUCUUGCCAAGAUUAUCAAGAUGAACCCAAAAAUGGUUUCUGAAAUAUUUGCUUAUGCACUGAGAUCAUUGGCGGUUAUUACUGUGGAAAACCAUCGGAGGGGGGUUCCUUUAGGUGCUGCUGUGGAGCUAUCUAACCUGAGGAUCUCUUAUUCUUGUGGUAAGUUUGUCUUGCUCAAUAUCCUGCCAAAGUCACCUGGCUAUAAGGGGUUGACUCUGCAACAGAGAUGUAAUGAUUGGAUAGCAAUAAGAGAUCUUGUGAAGAAGUUGGUAGAGAAGGUUUGCGGGAGUGGUGUUCAAUAUCCUGUGGAUUUUGCCCACUGGCUUGAGAAGUUGGGUGAACCUCAGCCACCAAUAUUCCUGAUACUAUAUCAUACCGUGUUCCUAAGAUCGAAUGCCCGUUUCUAUUAUCAUGUUUCAAUGGAUCAGUUCUGCAGGAAGGAGCCAAGGGGCAAGUUCAACAUGAUUAUGAAUGAUUCUGAUUUGCAUGAGAUGCUGAGAGAGAUAGGUGACCUUAGAGAUCUGUUAAACCUUGCCGAACUGAAUGAGUUUCUAAAGUGCUGUAUAGCAGGUGACGAUGGAACUCAAGCAGCUGCAGCUAAAUAUCCAAAGGGCGGGCAACCAAGCAAUGGUACAGGCCAGCAGGGUCAAGCACCACCAGCCACAGGCCAGCAGGGUCAACCACCAGCAGCCACAGGCCAGCAGGGUCAACCACCAGCAGCCACAGGCCAGCAGGGUCAAGCACCACCAGCCACAGGCCAGCAGGGUCAAGCACCACAACCAGCUGCUCGAGGUGGCCAGAGUCAAACAUUCACUUCAAGUAAUGCUCCACCACAAGGUCAGCCAUCUCAAGCCCAAGGGAACUCAAUCCCACAAGGACAGGCAUUUCAAACUCAGGACCCUCAUGCACUGCUUCAGCAGGCCAGACUCAAAGGUGGGUACACCUUGGUUGCUGUCCACCGCAACAGCCCUGUGCAUUCAAAGAUCGAUGUUGAAUCGCCGAGCAAUUAUUCAGAUCGUCUAUUUCACGUUCCUUCCCUUCGACCAUACAGUUCUUGAGCUCUUCUGCAAGAAAGGGAUUCAGCAUCAAUUGGACAUGGAGUGCUUGUUUGGUGAGACCAGGGACACAUGGAAAUUUGCAAUAGACCAGCAUAAGUAUGAUGUUCAACAAGAAUGGGACUUAGAAGAACCAAUCAACUAGUCCUAGGAAAUGCUAUGCAAGCCCCUGAUGACAAGAGUGUAGCAUCAGUUGCUGCAAGAUGAUCCUUAACAGCAAGCAUGUCCUGGUGAGAAGGAGCAGCAGCUAUGGAUGAACAAUCCUGGUGAAACGUUUUCUUUUUUCUCUUGAUCUGGUCCCUUCCCCGGACGAACUAAUCUGGUGAUGUUCUCUAUCCAGUGAUGUAAUGGUGCUAGAACUAUCAUUUGCACUUUGUUGAGCAUGGUGAAACAUUUUCCUUUUCCUCUUGAUCUGGUCCCUUCCCCGGAGGAACUAAUUUGGUGAUGUUCUCUAUCCAGUGAUGUAAUGGUGCUAGAACUAUCAUUUGCACUUUGUUGAGCAUGGUGAAACAUUUUCCUUUUCCUCUUGAUCUGGUCCCUUCCCCGGAGGAACUAAUUUGGUCAUGUUCUCUAUCCAGUGAUGUAAUGGUGCUAGACAUUUGCACUUUGCCGAGCAUGAUAAAUGUUUUUUAUGUACAAAUGUGGAAUGAAUCUGCUUUUUGAGCUGAAAGUACAAAUAUUGUCUACUGAUGAUGUGUUCUUAUGCACAUGAUGAUGUUUCGUUGAUC
Molecule: messenger RNA, 4293 nt
Organism: Triticum dicoccoides
Lineage: Eukaryota; Viridiplantae; Streptophyta; Magnoliopsida; Poales; Poaceae
Exons: 2
Coding region: 2237-3568 (443 amino acids)
Source: RefSeq, a predicted model, not a curated record